UGGACAUUAAUAAUCUCAUUCCAACUUCUUAUCCUAUAUAUAACUCAAUGGCUUAGAUCUCUCAUUCUAUAUGCCAUUGAGUAAAAACAUAAAUGGCACGCUUAGAAAUGCACAACUCCAUGAAUGGUGCUGCUAGAAUCUCUUUUUCUAACGAGUUUGUCGAGAUCAGAUCGGAGAAGAGUAAUGCUAAGAGCAACAACAUCAACUCGAGAAGCUCUUUCUCCAUGCCCUCAGCUGAUUUCGCUUUCUCAGUCACCGAUUACUCGAUGAUUCCCGCCGAUGAAAUCUUCCUCAAAGGAAAGAUUUUACCUUUUAAGGAGACCAGUCACGUCCAUAGGACCUUAGGAGAAGAGCUUCUUACUGAAGAGGAGGGUUCUAUGGUCGAUGGUAACACUUUCUCCCUCAGGCCAAUAUUGUUGUCUUCUUCAUCCUUUUCCACAAAGGGCACGUGGAGGGAGCUUUUGGGACUUAAGAGGACCCAUGUUAGAUCUAAGAAGACUGAUAAAGUCAAUGAGGAAGUGUUAAGUCAAGAUCACAAAAUAAUCUCAGGAAAUGUUGCAACGAGGGAGUGUCAAGUUGCAGAUACAAGAUGAAGAAAGUUUAGAGCUCCCACUUUGGUUUCUAGAAAUUAAUUUAGAUUAUUUAUGAUAAUCUAGAUUGACUGUAUCUAAAAGGUCUUUGGACAAAGAUGGUUCCAAGUUACAACAACUCUUCUCGCUCACGUGUUUUGUUGUUCUUGUAAGUUUUUGUUUUGUUUGUGGAAUCAAUCAUUUUGUGGAACAUCUCUAUUUUUUAAUGCCAGUGAAGAUUUGUGUGUAAUACUUUUUCUUUUUAUUCACUUUUAGUUAUAAGUUGUCUGCAUGCACUUGUCUCACGUACCACUUAUUAUCAUAUAUUCAUAUCGACCAAUUAAACUUCUUUUCCCACUUUAAUUUGAUGGUUUAGUGUAUUUAGC
Arabidopsis thaliana (thale cress) is the source of this 955-nucleotide messenger RNA. RefSeq lists its product as uncharacterized. The transcript has 2 exons. The record is from RefSeq and is marked reviewed. The coding region runs from base 93 to 593 and encodes 166 amino acids. Lineage: Eukaryota; Viridiplantae; Streptophyta; Magnoliopsida; Brassicales; Brassicaceae.